Molecule: messenger RNA, 1763 nt
Organism: Mytilus californianus (California mussel)
Lineage: Eukaryota; Metazoa; Mollusca; Bivalvia; Mytilida; Mytilidae
Exons: 3
Coding region: 92-1405 (437 amino acids)
Source: RefSeq, a predicted model, not a curated record
CGGAUUUUUGUUAUUCAUGUCAUCUAAGCAGAUCAGUAAACACGUCUAUUUGAGAAAGACGGAACAUAUAUACGUCUCGUAGUAUAUACGAAUGAAGAAACAUUAUUUGCACGUUGUAAUCUUUAUAGUUAAGAAAAUGAUACGCAAGUUAAUGGAGAGUGAGAUUAUGUCAAAAGAAAAGAGGGUGUACGCAUUUCAAAGGGCGGCCAGAGUACUUCUUUCCAUUAAUAAAGCAUUUUGGAUCUUGUCAUUGCCCCUUUUAGUUGUGAUUUAUGUAUUUACCACUGGACAUGUUCAUAGGGAAACAAGGGAAGAUAAUACAAAAACAUGGCUUCUGGUUUUGUGUACAACAUUUGUACCUUCAAGAGAUCGAGAAAUUGUUCAUAACAAUACUAGGAAUAAUUGGAAUAGUCUGGGAUCAGAUGUGUUACCCGUACUCUUUCUAGAGUCUAAAUAUACUCAAGUAAAAAGAACGUUUGAGGAUAAUGGGUGGGUUGUGCUUCCCGUUGUUGAUGUCAUGUCGGAAGGGUUUCCGGUUAUAAAAAGUUUCUUUUCAGCUAUUAGUAGACACUUUCGGUCUAAGUAUGUUGGAUAUGCUAACGCAGAUAUUCUUUUCAACGACGACUUAGCUCGGACUUUAAAUCUUAUGGAAAAAUACAGACCAUUUGUUGAAAAACGAAAUGAAAUAUUUAUAUCUGGUUCUCGUUAUGACGUUGAAAAUAUUACAACAAAAGAUUUUUCGUCUUCAGAUAAAAUAAAACAAAUGAAAUUGGAUCAUUCUAAGCGACAUUCACCAAUGGGUCAGGAUUACUUCAUUACUGACUCUUACUAUACGUGGGAUAUGCUGCCACCAAUUGUUGUGGGAAAACAGAGAAUAGACAAUUGGAUUUUAAUAAAUGCAAUCGAAUUCAACCACACUGCAAUUGAUUCUUCUGAUGCUAUAACAGCUAUACACCAAACUGUAGAUUUAGGUUCAUGGACAGCGGAAAAAUGGAAUACAAACUUGUCCGAUCCAAAAUACAAUGAACACGUGCUAAAUGAUCUUCAACAAGAUUUUAUCUAUUUUCAAACCGGAAAUUUAGAUUGUCUCCCCUAUGAGUUUAACUAUACUGUGGCAAAUGAAGUGGUUUUAAUGAAACGACCACAAGUCGCUAAGUUUUGCAAAAGGCAACAUGAAAUGGUGGAAGUACUUAGAUUAAGAAAAGAAAAACAAGACAGAAAGUUAAAAUUGGAAUUAAUGAAGAAAAAAGACAAUCAAAAUAAGAACGUGGAGAUAAAGCACAAAAUUGUUAAAAGAUCCCAGGCAGACAUUAUUAAGCAAAACAAAGAGACUCUGAAGAAAGCAGGCAUUUUUAAGAAAUAUUAUCUACAAAGGUUGUUGCCUAAUUACGACGAAAGAGAUUAAUGUUGAAUAUGUGUUUCUUAUACUGUGUGUGACGUGAAGAAAGGGAUACGAAACAUCUGUAUUUGUCCUUUGAAAGUUUUUGCAUUUUUACAGUAUAUGCAAGACGUUUACGUCUUAUUGCAAAUUUGAAAGAUGAAAUAAUAUUUGAUAUAUUUAAAGUUCUUUUUUGAAUUAAAAGGACAAACAAGUGGCUUUAUCAUGCCUUCUCUAAGUUUCUUCUUGGUGAUUUCAGUAUCUUGAGGUUACCCGAGCACACAAAUAAGUAUCUCGAAGGUUUCAUUGCGUGCUAUAGUAAAACAGUCUUUAGGCUUUAGCGACCUUCAAUGUGAAGUGUAAAAUAAAGAGACUAAACAGGUAA